Anguilla rostrata (American eel) is the source of this 1067-nucleotide messenger RNA. Its product is annotated as aquaporin-8-like. Gene Ontology annotation, biological process: transmembrane transport; water transport. NCBI's taxonomy places the organism in Eukaryota, Metazoa, Chordata, Actinopteri, Anguilliformes, Anguillidae. The record is from RefSeq and is a predicted model, not a curated record. Gene Ontology annotation, molecular function: water channel activity. The transcript has 5 exons. Gene Ontology annotation, cellular component: plasma membrane. Bases 72 to 845 code for a protein of 257 amino acids.
UUAAUGCUUCUGUAGCAGUCCUUCACCCUCACUUCCCUGCUCGUACACUAAAGUACCACAGCUGAGACCAGAUGGCAGAAGAGAAGCUGGAAAUGAGCAAUGUAGAGACCACUUUGAUAUCAAAGCCAAACAAAUCCCCACCCCCUCCAAGUCUGUUUGAGCGCCUGAUCCAGCCCUGCAUUGCUGAGGUGGUAGGGACUACCUUUUUCGUCUUCAUUGGAUGCGUCUCAGUCAUUGAGAAUGUGGAAGCAGCAGGCAGAGUGCAGCCAGCGCUGGUGCACGGCCUGGCAGUGGCCGUCAUGGUGGCUUGCAUGGCAGAGAUCAGUGGCUCCCAUUUCAACCCACCAUUCACCAUUGCAAUCUACCUCUGUGGAGGCAUGCAGCUAGCUAUGGUUGGCCCAUACAUUAUCAGUCAGCUGAUUGGAGGUUUGCUUGGAGCUGCAAUGUCAAAGGUAAUGGUACCAACUGAACGCUACAUUAAUGCUACUGGAGCAGCCUUCUCAAUCCUCAAAUCUGAUGAGCAGCUUCCAGGUGCCAUCUUUGGGGAGAUGGCAAUGACAUGCCUGGUCACCAUGGUGGUUCUGCUGGGCGCUGUUAAUAACAAAAGCAAAAGCCCCAUGGUGCCCUUCUUGGUGGGCUGCACGGUUAUCAUCAACAUACUGGCUGGAGGUGAUGUGUCCGGCACCUGUUUGAAUCCAGCCAGGGCUUUUGGACCCGCAGUGAUGGCUAAUUAUUGGACGUACCACUGGGUGUACUGGGUUGGCCCUAUCGGAGGCUGCCUGGUGGCAGCUGCUUUACUCAGACUGCUGCUUGGAGACGAGAAGAUCCGAAUUAUCAUGAAAUAAUUUUUAUGCAGUUCAUAUUGUAUAUUAACGUGCCUCAGCAUUAUCUUUAAUUUUCCUUUCAGUAGUAGGUAGUGUCUGAGCACAAUUACCCCAGUGUAAAAAGAAAAUAUCUUGCCAUCUUGCCUUCUGUCCAUUCUGUCUAUUUUGUAAUAUUGUGUUUGACUGACAUGAUUAAAAUGUACUGCAGAAGAAGAAUAAUAAAGAAAACUAUCUCAAAAUCAA